This is a messenger RNA of Ilyonectria robusta, 915 nucleotides long. Its product is annotated as NADP-dependent oxidoreductase domain-containing protein. The coding region runs from base 1 to 915 and encodes 304 amino acids. NCBI's taxonomy places the organism in Eukaryota, Fungi, Ascomycota, Sordariomycetes, Hypocreales, Nectriaceae. The transcript has 2 exons. Gene Ontology annotation, molecular function: oxidoreductase activity. The record is from RefSeq and is a predicted model, not a curated record.
AUGUCCUCGUCCUCGCAAACCGUUACAUUGGACACACGCAUUCGGCUUCCGAUUUCAAACACCUCCAUUCCCCAACUUGGCUUCGGUGUCUACAAGCUCCGUGGCGAUUCCUGCAUAAACGCUUGCCUCGAGGCUCUCGCCGCCGGCUACCGUCACAUCGACUCGGCGGAGCUGUACCGCAACAGUCACCUGGUGUGUGACGCCGUGGUCCGGUCUAACCUCAGACGUGAGGAUAUCUUCCUGACUACCAAGGUCGGGAGCCCCAAGGCUCGGCGCGGCAAAACUUCUACAAACGAGAACACCGUGAGUGCGGUUGGCGAUGGGGAGGACGCAGUCUACCGAAAUGCCAAAGAAGGCGUAGCUCAUAUUGCGGGCGACGACGAAGACAGUUAUGUUGACCUCCUCCUCAUCCAUGUUCCCGGUCCGUCCCGUGAGCACCGCCGGAAGCUCUGGGCUGCACUUGAACAGCUCCGCGCCGAGGGGAAGGCGAGAAGCAUCGGCGUGAGUAACUUCCGCGUGAAUCAUCUAGAGGAAAUGCGCGAGUACGCAACUGUCUGGCCUCCAAGCGUAAACCAGAUCGAACUUCACCCAUGGUGCCAGCAGCGCGACCUCGUUUCGUACUGCAACACCAAGGGCAUAGUUGUCCAGGCGUACAGCCCCCUCGCAACCGGUGCCCGUCUCGACGACGCAACGCUGGGAGCCAUCGCAAGCAAGCAUGGGAAGACACCGGCGCAAGUGCUGGUGCGCUAUGCGCUGCAAAAGAACUGGGUGCCGCUGCCCAAAAGUGCACAAGCGGGCCGGAUCCGUGAGAACGCCGAUGUGUACGAGUUUGUACUCGAAGAAGUGGAUAUGAUGGCGCUGGAUGCAUUGGACGAGGGUGCGAAGGGUGCGAGGUUCCCGGCGAAUGUGACUUGA